GGUCGGGAAGAACUUGCUCAGCUUUUCGUUGAAAGCACACCGCUAUCAGCCCCGGGAGCUUCAGGGUGCAGGCACGAAAGGGUGUUGAGCGGUAUACAAAGCUCUCCAUCCACAUUGGGAGCUCAGCGAGGAAAGGAGGGGGCGAGGAAAGGCAGGUUCCGCCUCCCCCUGGCCCGCGUGCACACACGCGCCCACCGCAGCUCAGGCUGGCUGAGCGCGGGCUAGUGUGAGCGCGUGUGCGCACGCAGUGGAGAGCCUCUGCCCUCGCCUGACACCCUGCUCAGGGCAUCUGGAGACCCUGGAAAACUGAUCAGGCUUAAAGUAUGGCAUGUUGCAAAGAUGGUUUCUGCCAAGAAGGUACCCGCGAUCGCGACGUCCUUCGGGGUCAGUUUCGCUCUCCUGCACAUCCUGUGCCUGGAGGCUUGUUUAAACGAAUCCCCAGGACAGAACCAAAAUGAGGAUAAAUUAUGCCCGGAAAAUUUUACCCGCAUCCUGGACAGUUUACUCGAUGGUUAUGACAACAGGCUGCGUCCUGGAUUUGGGGGUCCAGUCACAGAAGUAAAAACUGACAUAUACGUCACCAGCUUUGGACCUGUUUCUGAUGUUGAAAUGGAAUACACAAUGGACGUGUUCUUCCGACAGACAUGGAUUGACAAAAGACUAAAAUACGACGGGCCCAUUGAAAUUUUGAGAUUGAAUAACAUGAUGGUAACAAAAGUAUGGACCCCUGACACUUUCUUCAGGAAUGGGAAGAAAUCUGUCUCACACAAUAUGACAGCCCCAAAUAAGCUUUUUAGAAUUAUGAGAAAUGGAACUAUUUUAUACACAAUGAGACUCACCAUAAGUGCGGAGUGUCCCAUGAGAUUGGUGGAUUUUCCUAUGGAUGGUCAUGCAUGCCCUUUGAAAUUUGGGAGUUAUGCUUACCCGAAGAGCGAGAUGAUUUAUACCUGGACAAAAGGUCCUGAGAAAUCAGUGGAAGUUCCGAAGGAGUCCUCCAGCUUAGUUCAGUAUGACUUGAUCGGGCAAACUGUAUCAAGUGAAACCAUCAAAUCCAUUACGGGUGAAUAUAUUGUUAUGACAGUUUACUUCCACCUCAGACGGAAGAUGGGUUAUUUUAUGAUUCAGACGUACAUUCCAUGUAUUAUGACAGUGAUUCUUUCGCAAGUUUCCUUCUGGAUAAAUAAGGAAUCAGUUCCAGCUAGGACUGUAUUUGGAAUAACCACAGUCCUCACCAUGACCACACUGAGCAUCAGUGCACGGCAUUCUUUGCCUAAAGUGUCCUAUGCUACUGCCAUGGAUUGGUUCAUAGCUGUCUGCUUUGCUUUUGUAUUUUCUGCCCUUAUCGAGUUUGCUGCUGUCAAUUAUUUUACCAAUGUUCAAAUGGAAAAAGCCAAAAAGAAGAAAUCAAAAGCCCUCCAGGAAAUUCCCGCUGGUCCAGCGCCGAAAGAAAAGCAUCCUGAAGCACCUCUGCAGAACACAAAUGCCAAUCAGAACAUGAGGAAAAGAACAAAUGCCUUGGUUCACUCUGAAUCUGACAUUGGCAUCAAAACCGAGGUAGGAAACCAUUCGAACAGAUCUUCCGUGGUUGUCCAAGGAUCUUCUGAAGCCACAUCGCAGUCUUACUUAGCUUCCAGUCCAAACCCGUUCAGCCAUGCAAAUGCAGCUGAAACUAUAUCUGCUGCAAGAGCACUUCCAUCUUCUUCUUUUUCUACUCCUAGUAGAACUGGGUAUGUGCCCCGGCAAGCUUCAGCUGGAUCUCCUCUUACCCAUCAUGUGUUCGGAUCAAGACUGGGGCGGAUUAAGACCACAGUUAAUACCGUAGGGGCUUCUGGGAAGUUGUCGGCCACCGCUCCUCCCUCUGCUCCACCACCUUCUGGAUCUGGCACAAGUAAAAUAGACAAAUAUGCUCGCAUCCUCUUUCCAGUGACAUUCGGGGCAUUUAACAUGGUAUAUUGGGUUGUUUAUUUAUCUAAGGACACUAUGGAGAAAUCAGAAAGUCUGAUGUAAAUUUUUUGCUAUAGUAGUUUCCUAAAAUAUGAUGAACUUAAUGCAAAAUGUCUUUUUAAAUGUUUUUAAAGAUAAACAAUUAUUCUUUGCUAAAAUAAAAAUGCUAUAUAAUUUUUCCAUUUAAAAAAUUCAAGCCAGUUAUUGGGAGAGUUAAUUAAUUCCUCAGUGAAGAGAAAAUGAGCCAAUUUUCAUUUCAGAAAAUGAUUUAAAUAGAAUCAAUUCUGCAUUCAAAUUAGACAGAAUACAGACCAUCUUGGAAAGUUGAGACAAGAGAAAUAGGGCUAUUAGAAAUAUGUGGUGCAUAUUUAUGCACUGAAAUUUGAAAACAAACUAUGACAUUUUUAAAUAUACACUAUGAAGAUCAACCAACCACCCUAAAUUUCCCAGUGGCAUUGCCCUUAAUCAGAAUUGUUUAGCAGACAUUAUAUCCGGUGACCUUUGGAGACCCUCUUGCCUAGUAUCUGCAAGAAAAGAACUUUUCCCGUUAAAUGAAACAUUCUUAAAAGGAAACUGGAAGAAAACAAAUGCUGACCAAUGGAGUGAAACCUCUGCUUCAUUGAAAAGAAACAGAGGCUAGGGAAAAUAUGUUCCCUGGCACGAUGGCCAAACAAGACUUAACAGUUGACUUGAAAAUUUGUGCUUUGAGCCAAAGUUUAACCCAUUGUAUGAAUUAUUUUGAUAGUUCAUUCAGUUAUGUGUUUUUUCAACAUAUGUUUAUUCAGGGCCUACUGUGUCCCAGACACUAUGCUAGACAUUGUCUCUCUAGGAAAGCUCCUUCAGCAUUACCUGCAAUAUUACUUCGAUAGAACAGUCAGUGCAUGCUAAUGAACCAUAAACUAGCGGAAGCCACUGCAUUCUUUAAUGGAGAAAAAUUAUUUAGAGUCUGUAAACAUAUUUAAAAUAUUUGUCUCCUAUACAGAUAGAGAUAACAGGUAUAUUGUUCACAUAGCCACUUUUGAGAUAAGUACACAUUAGUACAACUUCAGCGAUUGACAUCAAAAUAUAAUGAAAAUGUGGUAUCAAUUUUUCUAAGCGAAAAGCACUUUGUGCCUGAAAGUAGAAUUCUAGGCGCUGUAAGAACUUAUAGAUUACCUGUCUGAAAUGUGAUCAGAAUCACAGAAUCAUGAGAAUUAGGAACUCAAUAUGAAGCCUUUUUAAAUGCUUUUCCCCAACAUAGAUCUGGUGAAAUGUAUUAGCUAGUGAAAUGCUAAACUUCUGGAGAGGUUUUGUGUCCAUAAUUCUGUAUUUCUGGAUGGUUUCAUGUUUAUUUGGGGAAAGGUUUGCACAGUUUCAUAACUAAGGUGAGCUUUUCAGAAUUAAAAGAGCAGUGGCAAAGGAAUGGAGUACAGAAAAAAAAAAAAAAAAACAAAACCCGUAGCCAAGGGGUAGGAUGCCACUAAUUCCAUUAAUACAGUUUAUCAAGAUUUUCAUGUGCUAACUUUUCUUUUUCAUUAGGUAGACAUAACAAGUUAAUUGAAUUUCAGGCAGCUCUCCUAUGCUGCUAAAUCUAGGUUGAUUUUUUGUUGCAUUGCUUCCAGAUUUUUAUUUUAUACUUCUCUCUUUCACCUGGGUUUUGUGGAUGAAUGUGUUCUGGAAGUCUGGGGGAAAAUUUUGAGAGAAAUGGCCACUUUGCAAACAGGAGCUCUUAUUUUUUAGAAAGGCAAUUGUAUUAAUUGGCAUUAGUUUUUCAAUUAUUGAAUUAUUUGGAGUGGUUUUGUCUGAGACCUGUAAUAUGUAUAAAUGCCAAAUAUUGUGAGUCAUAUCUGAGAAUUCCUUCCUGGUCAUCUCUCCAGGUAAUUCCUAGAAUAAUCACAAUUUUAGGGCUGAACUAUGCUUUAAAAAUCACCCAAUCCAAAUCCCUCACUUACAAAUUGACAUCUGUAAUAUGAGGCCCAGUAAAAUUUAUAUAAAUGUAUAUAUUUAAUAAAGAAUAUUUAUACAAAAAGCUUAUCAAACAUUAUCUCAUGAAUGUGAAUAGAUUUCUAGCCUUGAGAACAAUGAUUGAAAUUGUUGUUGGAAGUUAUGAUUGUUCUUUGUUCUAAUGAAAGGACCUUAUUGCUUUGGUGAGGAAUAUACUCCUUGCUUAUUUAUUGGCCAAUUUUUAACAAGUAUUUCAUUGUCUUCAAUUUUUAAAAAUAAAUUCUUCCCUUAUAAAUUUCAUAGAUGUUGAAGGGAUAAAAAUAAAUGAUUUUGGAAUUGUAGACCAGAGAUGCAAAUGAACUCAUAGUAUUUUUCUUACUUUUGUACAUGAAGAAGAUUUUAAGUAAAUCAAGUGACCAAAUAAAGAGAAAGGGAAAAAUUAACCAAGGAUUCUUUUAUUUUUUAAGAUUUUAUUCAUUUAUUAAGGAAGGGAAAAAGAGAGGGAGAAAAACAUCAAUGUUGGUUGCUUCUUGUGUGCGCCCUACAGGGGAUCUGGCCUGCAACCCAGCAAUGUGCCCUCACAGGGAAUAGAACCAGCAACUUUUUGGUUUUCACUCAAUCUACAGAGCCACACCAGCCAGGGCUAGCCAUGGAUUCUUAAUUGUUAAUUUGAAGAAAUUGAGCAGAAAAUCUAACCAUUAGUAGAAAAAGGAAGUAUUUUAUUUGCACCUAAUGUUGUUAGUAAUAAUAAUAAUUCAUAGUUUAUUUUUUCCCCAAUGAAUCCCAUCAAAUUAAUUCAAGGCUAAAUUGUUUCAUAUUUUGGUCAUCAUUUCUAUCUUUCUAAUAACUCAGAGCUACAUUAAUUGUAACACUUGUGAUGGACCUGCAACUUUUCACCCUUAGAAAAUUUCAUUAGAGUUAUGAGAGCUCAAAGUCCUGGCAAUUUGUGAAGAAGAUUCUGGCUGAGAAGACUACCUUUGCAUGUCUCUAUUUUUUUUAAAUAUAUAAUUCAGAAUUGUUUCACUCAGCACCAAGAUCUAUAUUCUAGCUUUCAACUUCAAGUUGGACAAUAAGUGCUAUGUCAUUACUUUUAAUUUCCUCCAGGCAUGACUAGGUAUAAUAAUAUAUUUACAUGAUUAAUCCACAGUUAAAAAUAACUUGCAUUUGUGCAUAUACAGAGUAUUUGAAUAAUGUGUAUUUUAAAUUAGACCUCACCCAUCCUGAAUUGGAGUAGGUAGAGAGUAGUCACCCUCUUUUACAGAAGGAAAUGAAUCAGAGAAAAUUUAGUGACAAAGAUAAGAACUGGAAAGGGUUUAAAGGGUCAUUUUCCCAUCACCCCACUUUAGCAGUGAUUGUGUUUGAAGCAAUACAUAAAAUAAUUCUCAUUUGUUUUAUCCAUGAAUUGAUAAUUCUGUCUGACUUAGGAAAAAAUCCUUACCUUCCAAUGCCCCCUUUUCUAGAUUUGUGAAUACCCUCUAAGGGAAAAGCACCAGGUGGAGAAAUGAGUGACCUGACUUCAAGUUCUGACACCCGCUAGUGUGGUUUUAGAUGAGACAUUUAAACUCCCUAGGCUUCGUUUCCUACUUAUAACAGGAAAGUGGGAUGAGAAAAUAUCUAAGAUUUCUUUCCAUUUUAAUAUUCUCUGGUCCUCAUGUAGCCUAAAUACAAGCAUAUGGAACAGAUACACUGGAUAGUUUGUGCCACAAACAGAUAUUUACGGAGGUAAAACUGAGUUUAGUGCCAUUGCUUAAUUACUUUUAGCUCAAGGCUCGCCUCAAAUUAAUGUUUUCUUAAAUAACAUUUCUCCACUUAGAUAUUUUCUUCCUUGUGAAAGACUUUGUUCCUUAAAGACUGAAGAAUUUUGAUUCUUUUUCUUUUUCUUGUUUGGUUUUUAUUCAUCUUUCCUAGAUGGGCUCCUGGUUAAUGUUGGACACCGUACUGAUGUUUAGAUGUACAAAGGAAACAAAACCGUUUUAUUUCCUUAUAGGUGGUCACAGCCAGGUAGUGAUGGUAGAUGUGUGGACAAGUCACUGUGGAGUGUAGUAAGUGAUAACAGCAGUAUAUAGUAUAGACCUGAGACUAGGGUGAUAUGAAUGAGCACUAACCUCAGGCACAAAAAUAUUUGAGGCAC
Molecule: messenger RNA, 5998 nt
Organism: Phyllostomus discolor (pale spear-nosed bat)
Lineage: Eukaryota; Metazoa; Chordata; Mammalia; Chiroptera; Phyllostomidae
Gene: GABRA4
Product: gamma-aminobutyric acid type A receptor subunit alpha4
Exons: 9
Coding region: 340-2007 (555 amino acids)
Biological process (GO): monoatomic ion transmembrane transport; nervous system process; regulation of postsynaptic membrane potential
Cellular component (GO): postsynapse; synapse; dendrite membrane
Molecular function (GO): transmitter-gated monoatomic ion channel activity involved in regulation of postsynaptic membrane potential; benzodiazepine receptor activity; GABA-gated chloride ion channel activity
Source: RefSeq, a predicted model, not a curated record